ACAGACUGGGGUGGGUCAUGCAGUCACCCGACAGGUAACCAAGGCUUUGGCUGUGAGACAGGUGCGCGUUCUGCCUGCACCUUACCCCUCCUCUCCGAAGGUAACACCACCGCGGCGGGACAAACCCGGCACAAGCGGGACACGGUUAUACGAAAUAAGAACCGCUGGUAGAGGGAAUGGCGAACUUCAAGGGGCACGCUCUGCCCGGCAGCUUCUUCCUGCUCUUUGGGCUCUGGUGGUCCGUCAAGUAUCCCCUGCUCUACUUCUGGAGGAAAAACCGGUCAGGGGGGCACGUCCAGCUGAACUCCCAGAGGCUGGACCUCAUUGAGGGGGUGGUCAAGGUGGUCUUCUCCAUCGUGGGGAUCCUGGCCGAGCAGUUUGUGCCGGACGGACCGCACCUGCAUCUGACCCAGGGCGAGGGUCACUCCUGGGUCAAGCUGAUGAACUGGCAGCACAGCACCAUGUACCUCUUCUACGGCAUCUCAGGGGUGGUGGACAUACUCACCACCUCCCCGCUGGGAGUCCCGCUGGGGCUGGACAGACUCAUGCUGUCCGUGGCUGUGUUCAUAGAGGGUUUCCUGUUCUAUUUCCACGUGCACAACCGAGCCCCGCUGGACGUGCACAUCCACUCCCUGCUGCUGAUCGCUGUGUUCGGGGGCGCCUUCAGCAUCCUGCUGGAAGUGUUCCAGAGAGACCACAUCGUCCUGGAGCUCUUCAGGAGCAGCCUGGCCAUCCUGCAAGGAACGUGGUUCUGGCAGAUCGGGUUUGUGCUGUUUCCUCCCGGAGGAGGCACAGCGUGGGAUGAGAGCGAUCAUGACAACAUCAUGUUCAUCACCAUGUGCUUCUGCUGGCACUACGCCACCGCCCUGCUCAUCAUGGCACUCAACUACGCCCUCGUGUGGUGCUGUGUGCGUCGCUGCGCUGACAGGACCGGAGCAGACCUGGAGCUCGGACGCCUCAUGAAACCGUCCAAAAACACAUCCCAGAAGGCCCUGCUGCAGGAAUCGGACGAGGAGUAGAUGCAGGCUGACCUCUCAGCAGUCACCAGCCAUAGAGACAUCCAUGGAUACCAUUUAAAGCGACAUAUUCACAGAGGUGAAUAGGAGAGUGGGGAGGGAGAGCGCAGGCUACUUGAACACUCCACCUGGUGACCCGGCUAGUACAGAUUACUAAACAUUUUUAAAAAGGUGUGCUUCUUGAAUCACUAUUUUAUACGUCUUUAUUGUACUGUUUUGUAUUUUUGUAUCUUUUGAUAUAAUAAUUGAUGCUUCCAGACACUCCGACAAGAUGAAGUAAUUAUUAAUUUACUGUAUAUUAGCUUUGUGUUAGAUUGAGUGUUUGAAUGCUGGGAUAAAGCGAGUUCUAGACUUGUCCCAGCUCUGCGCGUGUUCCUAACCAGCAUACAGACAUUUAAUCAUCUGUUAAGUUUGACGGUGACUUAACAGUUAACAGACAGAUGAAGCAAAGUAUUUAUUGAUCAGAAAACUGGUUCUCAGCCCAGUUCCUAGUGGAGAGAGGCGUCCAUAUUGCACCGUAAAACACAUCACGCCAUGGGCAAGAGCCCAAUUUUACACUCUCUAUAAACAUUCAAUAAAAUGUAAUCUAUUAAUACAGAAAGCAGUGCCUUUGUAUUGUGUGUAUCUGAACCCAAAGCCAUUCUUUCAAGCAGGAGCCAUUGCACAAACCCAACCCUACAGUAAGUAUGAGCUGAAUGA
Molecule: messenger RNA, 1715 nt
Organism: Acipenser ruthenus (sterlet)
Lineage: Eukaryota; Metazoa; Chordata; Actinopteri; Acipenseriformes; Acipenseridae
Product: transmembrane protein 45B-like
Exons: 6
Coding region: 177-1019 (280 amino acids)
Source: RefSeq, a predicted model, not a curated record